Molecule: messenger RNA, 1410 nt
Organism: Fraxinus pennsylvanica
Lineage: Eukaryota; Viridiplantae; Streptophyta; Magnoliopsida; Lamiales; Oleaceae
Source: the annotation of a GenBank genome assembly
AUGCUAUCUUUUUCAAAUGCUGUCUUGUCCUUGGUGUUUUUAAAUGGGAUUGAUGCGCAUGCCCAAAAGCACGCUUGUGACAGCACCAUUCCAAAUCAGCCUCUCAUAUUCCGUGUGGGUAAUGGUUCUUCCAUUAGAAUCUGGCAUGACCCUUGGCUCCCUAGCCCCAGCCAAGGUUUUAUUACUUCAGAACCAAGUCCGGGAGUAGAAGAUGCCACUGUUGAUCAGCUUAUUUUGCCAGGGGAGAAUAGUUGGGACCACGAUCUUCUUGCUGAUCUUUUCAGUGAGGAAGACCGUGGGCAAAUCAUGAAAAUUCCCCUAACAGCUCAUGGGAGAGAGGAUCGUAUGUAUUGGAUUCAUGACAAGAAGGGGGUUUACUCGGUCAGAAGUGGAUAUAAGUCAUUGAUGGCAGACUCUUUCAUACACUCUUAUUCUACUACUGAGAAUUUUUGGAAAGAACUUUGGAGACUUAAAAUUCCGGCGAAGGUUCGAAAUUUAAUUUGGAGAGCAUCAUUAAAUGUUCUCCCAACAGUUGAUCAACUGAGGGUUCGAAAAGUCGAAGUUGACAGUCAUUGUCCAGUUUGCUCUAUACAUGAUGAAUCAGUUCUCCAUGCUUUUGUCUCUUGUGAAUUUGCUCAAAAGAUCUGGGAGGCAGUGGGAGUAGUAAAUUCACCCACCAUGGCUGCAAACUUCAAAGACUGGAUCACAGCUACCUUAAAAAACCACCAGCAAGAUCAAGAGAUUAUCGUGAUGCUUUGCUGGGCCAUUUGGUUGAACCGAAAUGAAACUGUUUGGAAUGCUAAGUCAUUUACAGUACUUAAGGUAGUGACUAUUGCAAACAAUUUCCUCCAGCUUUGGCGUGAUGCUAAUCGGCCACCUUCAAAACUUGCAAUCAGCUCUAGCAGUCCAGAGCUUGUAAAGUGGAAACCACCUACUAGGGGUUCCCUUAAGUUAAAUAUUGAUGCAUCCAUUUUUGAAGACCGAGGGAUGGCCAGGCUGGGCCUUGUGAUUCGAAAUGACUUGGGUUCCUUUGUUGCUGCCAGAGUUGUUACAGUACGUGGCAUUGUUGAUCCACUUCUAGCCGAAACUUUGGGGGUCCGCGAGGCUCUUUCUUGGAUUAAAAGUAAGUCUCUCGAGGUCCAAACCAUUGAGAUGGAUGCUCUCCUGGUUUAUAAUGCUCUUCAGAGCGAGGGGAUUGACAAUUCCUAUUUUGGUAUUCUUACUGAAGAAUGCCGCCUUCUUGCUAGAGAAUUUCCACACCUCAAGUUCAGAUGGGUUAGAAGAUCGGCUAACCAAGUAGCCCACACACUAGCCAAGACCGCUGAAUCAUUACAUGCUAUAGUCGAAUGGUUUUAUUUUCCGCCCUCCUUUCUCUCAAGUGUACUGAUUGCCGAUUUGAUGAAUGAAUAA